This is a messenger RNA of Frieseomelitta varia, 2063 nucleotides long. RefSeq names its product UDP-glucosyltransferase 2-like. Gene Ontology annotation, molecular function: UDP-glycosyltransferase activity. NCBI's taxonomy places the organism in Eukaryota, Metazoa, Arthropoda, Insecta, Hymenoptera, Apidae. Bases 377 to 1939 code for a protein of 520 amino acids. The record is from RefSeq and is a predicted model, not a curated record. The transcript is spliced from 6 exons.
AUCAGUGUGAUUCUACCUUCCACGGGUACGGACACGAACAUGUUUCUCCUACGUCGUUGGUUCGUUUAGCAUUAUUAUUGAAUAUUAAUAAACAUUAUCAAGCGCGAGUGUCAUUAUUUCAUAACGAGCGUGAGUGUCGUUUAAAAAAAAAUUAAAGAAAACGAAGCAAUACCAAAUGAACGAGAACUUUUGUGGGUCUAAUAUCUUUUUGUGUUGUUAUGCUUAUCAAAUAAUUGAAGAACAAUUGACGAAAAGAUACUAGCCCUCGUAAUUAGUGGAUAAAUAUUCUGAAAGAAUUCGAUCAAGCCAUCAAACUAGUGGAUUGGAAGGGGAGAUUUGAAAGAAACUGAAAGGAAGAAAGUAAAAAGUCGUCACGAUGAAACUUCUCCUACCGAUAUUUUUGACGAUUAUAGCGUGUGGUUGGUGCAACGGUCUACAAAUUCUUGGCAUAUUUCCACUGAAUGGAAAGAGCCAUUGGGUCAUGGCAGAACGUCUGAUGACGAGCCUCGCAGAACGAGGCCAUCAAGUGGACGUUGUUACUCAUUUCCCACUGAAGAAACUGCCACUGAAUUAUAACCAAAUUUCUUUGGACGGAACCUUGCCGACCGUGGUAAAUAACAUGAACGCAACCAAUGUGACAGCGUUUGGUAACCUCGAUGUAGCAAAGUUAAUGGAAAUAGCAGGAACUCGUAUAUGCGAAUUGAUGUCGCAUAAGCAGUUACAAGACGUUUUAAAAACGUCUAAGGAUUACGAUCUUAUUAUAAUAGAGAUGUUCACGUUUCCAUGCUAUCUCGGGUUUGGUAGCCAUCUAAACAAACCCAUAGUCGGCAUAAUCACUUCCGGUUUCCCUGAAUGGCUCAGCAGCUACAUAGGAAAUCCGUAUAAUCCUUCCUUCACGCCUGGCAUCUUUCAAUCGUUAAGCCAGCGAAUGACUUUUUGGGAGAGGCUGCAGAAUACCGUUCUAACGAAUCUAAUAGCAGGCCAGAUCAUCUCCCAUAUGAACAAACAGUCUGAUUUCGUGAGAAAGUACAUGAACAUAGACGCGGAAAUCCCGGAUCUUUAUCGGAACGUUGCGGCCAUUUUGGUGAACUCGCAUUACAGUAUAAAUGGAAUCAAUCCGACGACACCUGGGGUAAUCGAGGUCGGUGGCCUGCACAUCAACGAAAAUUCGGAUCCCUUGUCACCGGAAGUGAAAAAAUGGCUAGACGAAAGCACACAAGGCUGCGUGUUCUUUACGUUUGGAUCGAUGGUGAGGAUCGAGACGUUCCCUAAACCACUUAUCGAAACUUUCUAUAAAGUUUUCAAGAGAAUCGCGCCCGUUCGAGUAUUGAUGAAAGUUGCGAAAAAGGAGGACCUACUGCCUGGACUGCCAAAGAACGUGAUGGUACAACCCUGGUAUCCUCAAGUAACUGUGUUCAAGCACAAAAAUGUGAAAGCGUUCAUAACGCACGGAGGUUUGAUGGGUACGCAAGAAGCUAUUUACUUUGGGAUCCCCUUGGUAGGAAUCCCUCUAUUCGGUGAUCAGCACAUGAAUUUGAAACACGCGGCUAAUAAAAAAGUGGCCGUGAAUCUUGGUUCUCUCGAUAACAUCACGGAAGAAACUCUCUACCAAGCGCUUGACACAGUCUUGUACGAUGAAACAUAUAGAUCGAACAUGAAGAGAUUAUCGAAUCUGUUCAGAGAGAGACCCAUGAGUGCCAUAGACACUGCUAUAUACUGGAUUGAAUACGUGGGCAGAAACGGAUUCAUCCUGCAAUCACCAGCUAUGCAUCUUACCUGGUGGCAGCAGAACCUUUUGGACAUUUACGCGUUCAUACUAGCUUGCGUAGCAGUUGUACUUUACAUCGCGGUUUUAUUGAUCCAAAAAUUAAAGAAUUAUAUAUUUGGCUGUAGAUCUUGUAGCAAACAGAAAAUCUCCGAGUCGAAGAAGAAGAAGUAAAUUGUCCUAACGUGUGCGGUGUGAAUGCAUCACCAUAUUUUGUAUAGUUAAGUCAAUUGUUCAUUUGUAAAAAGAAUAUUGUACAGUUUUUAUUUUUUCAAUAUUGUAAGAUAGUAAAAUGUUG